CAUGGAGUACAGGUGGUCUCCCCCGCAUACAAUGCUGUUCUCUAAGGAUACUAUGGAGCUCCAGACGUACUACAUAUCUGUAGCGCGGUCCGGCCCCGAGCUGGGCUGCUCCUCAGCUGGCGGCCAGCAGUUCUGCUACUCGAACGUAGUGGUGAACGUGACGAUGCAGCGCCGCAAGAGCUUGUUCGUGUGGCACAUCUUCGUGCCGUGCAUCCUGCUGGUAGCCACCUCGUGGCUGAGCAUGCUGCUGCCGCCCGACAUCAUCCCCGGCCGGAUGGUGCUCUGCAUCACAUCCAUGCUCGCCAUGCUGACCCUCUUCACGUCCAGUCUGAAGACGAUGGGCGUCUCGUACCUGCGUGCCAGCGACGUGUGGUACGUGGCCUGUCUGCUGUUCGACUUCCUCAUCAUCCUCGAGUACUCGGUGCUGCUGUGGCUGCAGCGCCGCCGCGAGGAGGGCGAGGCCAAGUGGGGCCAGGUGCAGCCCUUCCCGGCCACCGACGGCACCAAGCUGGUGCGACCCAGCCCCGUCAAACCAAAGACGUCGAAGCGGGAGACGCGCCAGUCGGCUCGGAGUCUGUGGGAGGACCUCCAGGAGCCAUCGUACAUGGACGAGAUCAGUCGCUGGGUGCUGGCCGUCUUCUUCAUCAUAUUUACCAUCAUCUUCUGGAGCUACUACGCCGCCUCGAAAAGGGAACACAGUGAGCAGUGAGAGCGACUGGCUAUGCCAAGUAUUUGGAAACACAAGGACAGUAUGAAGGCUCUAUCGUAUUUUCAGCUGCCUGCUUGUCAUGCUGAUUCGUGAUACUAUGUAAUAUGGCUUUAGUGGCUUGCCUUUAAAUGGAUCUCAAUUGUAAUGUGCUAUGCAUAUGAUUAUUCCAUGAUUGAGAGAUAACCGUGUGUGCUCGCUCAUGGUAUAAAAUUGUUUCACCAGUACUACCCUCAUGAUUCAUUCUACAUAUUUAAAUCCAGUUUUAGGCAGUAUCAGUGAAGUAUCAGUGUACUUUCAUAUGCCAUUAAUUUUUUGACUGUAUCAAAAAUGUAUGUAUUUAUGAAAUGUCAGAAAAAUAUUCUGCCAUUGCCAUGAUGUUGUGUAUAGCUGUCUUUACAUGCCAACCCAUCGUGCGUUUUAUCAGUGCACCAUUCAGGUGCUUAAGAGCAGGCAUGCAUGCCUCGUGCUGUUACUGCACACAGUUAUAUUCGUGUUAACAGUAAACUGCCACCUCUAAAGAGUUCGUUCUUUGUACUAUCCAAGUUUAGAUAAUAAAUUCCAUCAGCAUUUUA
Molecule: messenger RNA, 1281 nt
Organism: Amphibalanus amphitrite
Lineage: Eukaryota; Metazoa; Arthropoda; Thecostraca; Balanomorpha; Balanidae
Product: glycine receptor subunit alpha-4-like
Exons: 4
Coding region: 2-709 (235 amino acids)
Biological process (GO): chemical synaptic transmission; regulation of membrane potential; monoatomic ion transmembrane transport
Cellular component (GO): membrane; neuron projection; synapse
Molecular function (GO): neurotransmitter receptor activity; transmembrane signaling receptor activity; monoatomic ion channel activity
Source: RefSeq, a predicted model, not a curated record